CUAUUAUCAAUGAUUCCAGAGCUAUUUUAGUUCGUUGAAAAGCCGGUACCACAUGUAGCGAGACCGCGUAACACAACACUCGUGCGAUCUGAAUUGAAAAACUGAUUUACAAUGGUGAAAGUCGAUAUUAAAUAUACCAAGUUGUUCAUCAACAACGAGUGGGUGGACGCGGUCAGCAAGAAGACCUUCCCAACUAUCAACCCUCAAGAUGAAACCGUCAUCAUUCAAGUCGCUGAAGGAGACAAGGCUGACAUUGACAUAGCUGUAGAAGCAGCAGUGAAAGCUUUCCACCGCUACUCCGAAUGGCGACUCCUAGAUGCCUCCCAGAGAGGCAGGCUUCUGCUCAAGUUGGCAGACCUCAUGGAGAGGGACGCCAAAUAUCUUGGGGAGCUAGAAACCCUGGACAAUGGCAAACCUAUCGCCCAUGCGACUGGCGAAGCAAUGUGGUCUGCGCAAAUUCUCAGAUAUUAUGCCGGAAAAGCUGACAAAAUUCUUGGAAAUACUAUUCCAGCUGAUGGCGAGGUGCUUACAAUGACGCUGAAGGAACCAGUAGGAGUGUGUGGCCAAAUCCUACCAUGGAAUUAUCCCAUUCCUAUGUUCGUCUGGAAGAUCGCACCUGCUCUUGCUGCUGGUUGUACCUUGGUUCUCAAGCCUGCAGAACAGACUCCUCUGACAGCUCUUGCAAUGGCAGCACUGGUCAAGGAGGCAGGUUUCCCCGCCGGUGUUGUCAACGUAGUACCCGGUUAUGGCCCAACUGCUGGCGCCGCGCUUACGAGUCAUCCAAAAGUGGACAAAAUUGCCUUCACGGGAUCUACUGAGGUCGGGCGCAUUAUCAUGAAAGGUGCAUCAGAUGUAAAUCUCAAACGUGUUACUCUUGAACUCGGAGGAAAGAGCCCUCUGGUUGUUUUCAAUGAUGCAGAUGUUGAUGAAGCUGCAGAAAUUGCUCACCGAGCAUGCUUUGCUAACGCUGGGCAAUGCUGUGUUGCUGGCACGAGGACAUACGUACAGUCUGGCAUUUACGACAAAUUCGUUGCCAAAGCUGCUGAAAUUGCCAAGAAGAGAACUGUUGGCAACUCCUGGGAAAACGUACAACAGGGGCCUCAGAUUGACUCCGAGAUGUUCAAUAAGGUCAUGGGCUACAUAAACGCUGGGAAGAAAGAAGGUGCGAAAUGUAUCGCUGGUGGUGACAGACUGGGCACAAAAGGAUUCUACAUCCAGCCAACUGUGUUCGCUGACGUCAAGGAGAAUAUGAAAAUCGCAAGAGAAGAAAUCUUUGGGCCUGUACAGAGCAUCCUCAAGUUUGAGACCUUCGAGGAAGUGAUCGACCGCGCCAACGACUCCAACUACGGACUAGGCGCUGGCGUUAUCACUAACGAUGUCGGAACUGCUUUGGCAUUCAUCAGACACAUUCGUGCUGGAUCUGUUUGGGUAAAUACCUAUGAGGUUGUUACACCGCAAACACCAUUCGGAGGAUUCAGAGAAUCCGGCAUCGGCCGCGAAUUAGGAGAGGAUGGAAUCCUGCAGUAUUUGGAGAACAAGACUGUUACUUUGAGCCUGCCGAAGAAGCCACGAGUUUAAAUAUGGAAA
Messenger RNA from Maniola jurtina (meadow brown), 1587 nucleotides. Its product is annotated as aldehyde dehydrogenase X, mitochondrial-like. Lineage: Eukaryota; Metazoa; Arthropoda; Insecta; Lepidoptera; Nymphalidae. The coding region runs from base 112 to 1578 and encodes 488 amino acids. The record is from RefSeq and is a predicted model, not a curated record. Gene Ontology annotation, molecular function: aldehyde dehydrogenase (NAD+) activity. The transcript has 11 exons.